CACGUGCCGCUUACGCAGUUCGUGGCUGCGCUGUCGCGAGGACGGACGAGCUGCUCUUGUAUCUGUCGUCACUCCGGUUCCGCGAGGGCUUCGGUUGCGCCCGAUUUCGGCGAGUACGUAAGCGUGAAACGUCGUCGUUCGGUCGAAGGAAGUGAGAGAGAAAGAGAGAGAGACAGGGAGGAGCAGACGUUAGCCGAGCUCGUCGACGUACGUCGCAAGAUGUUUUCCGGUCUGACGAAUCAGGUGUCCAAUUGGAUGGGCAAGAAGCCCGAGAACGGCGGCGACGAGGCGACACCCGACAUGCCCAAACCCGCCUCCCCGGACGUCGAGAUCCCCGGCGGGGAUCUCGAGAAAAAGAACAAUACCAGUCCGAAAGGCAAUAAAUUGGAGAUGUUCGCCGGAGUAAAGAAUCAAAUGUCCGGCUGGUUGAGCGGAGGUAUACCCGGGUUAAGUCGUGGCGCCGGGGCUGCCGAGGGUGAAGCCCCGCCGCCGGGCGAGACAGAAGAAAGUCAGCCUCAAGAAAGCGAGGCUCCUGUCGGCAGCGAGCAAAUUAAGGAUGACGAUGCGAGCAGUGCAACCGGUGGGGCGGACAGCGGUCCUGCGAGUUUAGAGGGUACCCCGACUGACGACAAGAAUGGACAACAGGCUUUCGGCGCCGUUUCCACGAAGGCACUGGCUGGUGCGAAGAGUCUCGGCGGGUUCUUGUACAGCGCCGUGAACAAGGCCGGGAAGACCGUCGUAGAGGCCAGCGCGAAGAUCAAGAAAACCGUCGAAGAGAAUAGGCUGAUUGCUGAACUUAAUAAGGAACAGGAGGCUUUCAUCGCCAGCAAGCAGACAGGCGAGAAGGGCGAGGCUGUUGCACCAUGGGUCGGUGCGCCGAACGAGGACGCGUUGCGUGAGGAGUGCCUGUCCCUCUCGACCGAUCGACGUAAUUUCGUGAGAGCACCACCACCAGGCGUAGAAUUCGCUUGGGAUUUCGAGGCCGUUCAGCCAAUGGCACAGGCCACCCUUGCCCUGGAUCCGAAUCUUGAAGCUAUGAGGUUCGAGCUUGUCCCGAAAGUCAUAUCUGAGGAGAACUUCUGGCGCAACUACUUCUAUCGGGUGUCCUUGCUGCGUCAGGGCUAUGAGUUGAACGCGAUGGCCAGCCAACAGCAAGCGGAAAGCAACCCCAAUCAAACGCUCGCCAGCUCCGACAGCAUCGAUCAUACUCAAGUUCAAAUGACCACUGGCCAGACAACCACCACCGGCGUCACGACGACGAGCAGUAACAGCGCGCUGGCCGAUUCGCCAGGUCACGAGUUCGUAUCCGAUACCAUGAGGGUCUCGGACACAGACCUCGAGGAGGUCCGAGAGGGAAUGAAAAAACUGGGGAUGCAACCGCCGAAAGCCUAAAAGAAGAGGAGAGUGCCCCCCAAAUGCCAUUAUCCAAAGCACACCCCCUCAGAGAUAUACAUGCUUCCCACUCUCGAAAACUGACAAUUUCAGUUCUUGCGAUACUGAGACCUCUCCUCGCGUCUGUUUUUCUACCCCGUUCCCAUUUCCGUCUCUCUCCCCUUUUUUCUUUCUCUCUUUUUCUUGUCCUCUUUUAUUCUUCGUUCCUGUUACGUUCGAUCGCGAAACCACCUUCCCCGACACGAACGUUUCCACGGGACGAACAGCGUGUUCCUUUUUCGCGGAUAUUUGUUCCGUUUCCGAUCGUCGGCAGCCCACGCGAUUUCGUGCCAGUCGCAAGGAUCAGCUCGAUUAAACGCGACGUCGAGUACGAACUCGGCGAGGAAGUCAUCGUGCAAAAUGUGGAACGCCUCCUCACCUUUUAUAACUUCAGAACGCAACGGACGCGUGUAAGAAACAGCAAAGUCGAUUUGAGAAUAUUAUAGACUGUCGAGUCCGUCAUUGAAAACAUAAAUUUAUGAUGUAAUUAGCGCAGUGAGGAGACAAAUUUUCACCAAGUAGCGUUUUUCAGGCUCUCUAAUUUUAACACUGUCGUUAGCGACUAUUUACACGAAAAAGAAAACGUUAGUUGCAGCAUCAAGAACCUGUGUGUAGCUAAAUUUUGGUUAUACACAACUAAAAUUUAACUACCAUACACGGAUUCUUACUUUUCACGUGAAGGAGGGUUGAAAUGUCUUGAGCGGGCACUGGAAGCAUUUUUAUAUUUUAAUCAAGAGCAUAUCUCGAGCUCUCGUCGUAGACGAAGAGACGAGCUAUUAUUGGCUCGUCGGGAUAAGUUCGAUACGUUUCCGCUCGAUCCUUGCGAUCUGUUUAGAUCCACUUGUCACGGUGCAUCGGUGGAUGCUUAGCUCCGACGAGACAAGCUUGCAAUCAGCGCACAUUCGUUGUAAUGCGUGUCACAACGGGAUUAAGCAGAGAGAAACGUACAUGUAUACUGCUGCGUGAUUGUGGCGUGAAUAUCAUCUUUGUUGUAACUGUCACACUGCGAGGUCAUUGCACCGAUUAAACGCCAUUAAACGCUAAUACCUGAAUCAGCAAUGAGAAGACGAGAUGAUUCACGUCACAAACAGCCGAUGAUGAGGAAUCGAGAAUUGAUGUGGGCAACGAAACGCUGGCAAACAGCCUCGGGGCCGAGCAAAAAUUCUCGAGAAAGAAGGAAGAGUGUUGUAUAUAAACGUGGGAUACUCGCGAUUCUAAUUUCGAAAAUAUUCUACUCGAUAUGAAUAUUCAAAAUUGAAAAAAUAUAUUACUUUUAGGAUUUAUUUUGAACAUUUAUGUCGAGCAGACGUGUCUGAAAUUUUGCCCGGCCCCGAAAAUUUUGCGAGAGGCAGAAAAUCGAAGAUGAAAACGCCGGCGGAAAGGAAAAAGUAAGCGUAGAUAAACAAAAGGUCGUCACGUCGAAAUAUUGUGCGCACAUAUGCGAAUAUAAUGAAUAAAACAGAUGGAAACACAACAAUAAAGGGGAGGGGGGGGUUCCGCGAGAGAACGAAGAACGAGAAAGAAAAUAUCGAAACGUACACACACACAAUCGGAAUGAUAGCAAAAAAGAUAUUCGGCUACGUGUCUGUAUGUUUGACCGUUUUGCUGUUAUCUCUCCCUCUCUCUUGUAUCAAUUCCAAUUAAAUCUAGCCUGUUCUCGAUUCUCUCCGUGUCUUUGUAAAGCAUAAUAACUAAACGCAGAACACGACCGAGUAAAAAUCAACAAAUCGGGAAGUAUAACGCAGUUAUUGAUGAAUAACGCAAGAGUUGCGCAAACUGCAAACUUAAAUUAUAGGUAUAUCUUCAUAAGAGAUUAAUUAAAUGGAGACCUAAGGAAAAUAAAAGAGAAAUAUAUGUAUAAAUAUAUAUAUAUAUAUAUAUAUAUAUAUAUAUAUAUAUAUACUAUUGCUAAAUAAAAUAUAAAGACGGUGGCGCGAUAUUUCUUAAUCCGAAAUCUUUCCCCGUGAUCUUCUUCGUGAUAUCGCACGUGUGUCCCCUAACGAGAAAUCAGGUCGCUUGCAAGAGAAAAUCCGCAGGCUCUCGCGAAACAUACAAUAGAUGUAAAAAAAAAAAAUCCUAAAUUACGGGACGAGAGACGAUUUCGCCGAGACCCGGUGAUUAUCGGUGGAGGGCGUUCGGAUUUUUAUCCCGCCGCUGUAAAAUUCGUUGAAUGACAAUACGUGUUUUACCGAGAAACGAGUUAUAAUGCCGCUGGUGUCCCGGUGCUCUCGUGGGUGGUGUAGCUAUUGUAGCGAUUUUCUUUCGAUACGAAAACAGCGGCUGGUCGGGGCGGGGGAAGGGGUGCGAUCCGUUUUUACGCAGUAUCCGAUUGUCCGCCGGGAGAAAGAUAGACCGAGAUAAAUUAAUUACGCCCGCGCGAAGUUUUUUAACACGGACGUCAAACGAUUGAGUAAAACGAUUGGCGUAAACGCGUCCGACGAACGAUUGUUGUUGCGCAUCUACCGCGAGAGAUGCGUUUUAAAGCCUCCCCUCCGAAAAGAGAGACAAAGUGGAUGUGCUUUUGCGAUUGGAUAAAAUCUCAUCGCCCACGGCGAUGCGAAAUUGCCUGUUCUGAAUUAUCGAAGUAGCGUUAAGAAUUCUGUAAGAUCUUCUUUCAAGAGUUGGUAUCGCAGAGAACAUCGACAUUUAGCAGUAUUACGACAGUCAAAUAGAUCGUUUCAUUUGAUUGCGUUUGAAUUUUGUACGUACUUUUUAUAGUAUUUUAUUAAUGAAAUAAGCAAACUUGAUUCUUAUUUAUUUUGUUAUAGUUGAAACGAUUAUGUACAUUCCAUAUGUAUUGUUUAAUUCACGAUAUGCUGCAUCGCUUUUUUUUAUUUUUACACUUAUAUUGAAGCUGACUAGAAGAUAAAAGAAUUCGUAGACGCGGCAUAGAUUAUCGUGAAGUAAAAUAGUAGGAGAUACGAUUUUGUAUGGCAUUUAUAUUUUACCUGAUUUUUUUUAUUUUUUAUUUUUUUAUUUUAGUACAGUAAGCGUAGUUUUACAGAAAAGGGACGUAGAUUUUCGUAAAAACGCGCACGAAAAUAUCGGAUUAUCCGCUUUCGUUUCGCGCAGUCUGAUAAAAGUCUGCGACAACUGAAUUAUGGCUUUCGGUUCUCGCGCGGUGCGCAACUUUUUCCCUCCGCACGACUUUUCCGCGUCGAAGAUAUCGAGAUUGUCGCAGUUCAACGUCGGACGCACGUAAGAACGAAUCGAUAGACGGAGAGCAAACGUUUUGCAAAGCAUUUUCAGUAUUUCAUGCCUCUCGAAGGAGAAAAACGCGGGAGACGGCCGUCGCCCUGUUCCUUCCUUUCAUUUACUUUCCUUAGAGAUGGCUGCAUCCAGAUACGUUUAAGCUGCGUCUUGGGAUCAUCCACGAGCUCGAUUUAACUGUUGGAGCGUAACACGGGGAUAAGACGGGCGAUACGACUGGGAAAUACUCCGCAAGUGAAUAUUAUUUAAAUUAAGCAUUUUCAUAGGGGCCGCAUUAUUUAUUGACGCCUAUUACUAUAAUAGUUUAUUUCCGCACGAUUUUUAAACGUACGCACGGUAAUAUUAAAUAAUUUCGCGCCUGAACGACGAAUUACUUUAGCGCGACGGUGUCCAAGAGCUGUGUUUGAACUAGCGCGACUGUAACAAAAAAAAAUCGUAUUUGCGUUAUUAACAAUUUUAUAUAAAAUUUUAUUCGGGCAAACUUCAAUUUUAUUCGUCGAAAAUUAAAUCUUUUUGAUAUUUUUUAUUUCGGUUGUUUUUUCAGCGAUUCUCUCGGAGGCUCUAAUAUUACUUGCUCUUUGACACUUUAUUUCGGUACGUGUGUAUAUGAAAUAUUUAUUUUGUCGUUUUAUAACUUUAUAUUUGUCUCAAGCACGGCUUUGGGCACUGUUGGCUCAGAGCGCAACGAGGAUUAAUUCUCGCGACAGCGCACCUCACGGAUAAUCGCGUUCCCGAAGUAUUUAAGUCGUGAUAUCCCGAUUAAUUACUUUUGUAAUUGUGAGUCAGUCACUUUUGUAACGAGUACGUGUUAAGCGAAACGUGAUUAAGUUUAGCUACUCCUUCCGGCAAUUCGCUGUAAUUUCCAAAGAGUUAUAUAUAAUCGGUGAUGGUGUGAUAAGACGUCGUCGUCGUCGUCGUCGUUGUCGUCGUCGUCGUCGUCGUCGUCGUCGUUGUCGUCGUCGUCGUCGUCGUCGUCGUCGUCCGCAAGACGUGUAAGCGCAGACAGGAUAGGAAAAAGCACACGAUCGCAAUCGCGUCGUUCUCGAUAACCGUGUAAUAUCUCUUCUUUCUCUUUCUCUAUCUCAAGCUAUACUAACAUAUCCUUGUCUUUAACGCGCUUAACGAACCGAAUUUAGAGCGAAAGCUUUCGAAACAUAAAUGUCGAAGCCUUUCCCUCUUUCUUCCAUUGCGCUCUCGUGUUCUCAUUUCCCGUCCCUUUGAUUUUCUCCAGUUCUGUAAUUUGAGUUUUGCCCCUUCAAUCCUAAUACUUUUACACUUUACACGAACACACACACACACACACACACACACACACACACACACACACACACACACACAUAGACACACUUUGUACACGUAAAAUGAUUUCCGUGCACAAGAAACUCAGAUAUUCAGCGUGGAAACACAAACAGACGAAACAGACAG
Messenger RNA from Solenopsis invicta (red fire ant), 6066 nucleotides. It is a transcript of the gene Sap47, whose product is annotated as synapse-associated protein of 47 kDa. The record is from RefSeq and is a predicted model, not a curated record. Bases 220 to 1392 code for a protein of 390 amino acids. NCBI's taxonomy places the organism in Eukaryota, Metazoa, Arthropoda, Insecta, Hymenoptera, Formicidae. The transcript is spliced from 9 exons. Gene Ontology annotation, cellular component: cytoplasm; synapse.